AUGAACUGGGUUCUUCUUGUUCCAGAAAAUGAUGAGGCUUUAUACCACAUCAAGCGAAUGAGGGAGGAGUUGGGUUGGAUUACAGACAUACCACGACAUGCUCCAGGUUGUAAAAAUAUCAUGGAGAAAAUAGUCGCCAUUCCUGUCGAAAAAAUAGAUAAACUAACAGCUAUACAAGAAGACAGUGGUGACUUUCUUUAUUGUUUACCGCGAAAUCGUCACGACCCUAGAGCAAAAUACGACCCCUAUGACCUUCAAGUUGUCUCGCCUAACGAAGCCCGAUUACACAAAAUCUACUGGACAAUAAGUGCUUCAUUUAUUACUAUGUGUAUACAAGGUAGUGGAGAUAUGCAGGAUGAAUCAUCGAAUACACCAGCUUUAUGGUGGAUGUGGGAACGACGACAUUUCUAUCAAAUACAUCUCUUAAAUAUCUUCGUUAAAUUCAGAUUACAGAAAACGUUUAAGAAUUGGUGUAAAAAUAUCCGUAAACAGAAGAAUUCGGCAAAUCAGGUUACGUUAUAUAAAACAUUAUUUAUAGCCAAUGAGAUACUACAGGGUUGUUUGGUGCACGUCAAGACGUUAUGUGAAGUAGCAAGAGGAGGUUGUAAGAACGACAAGGGCGAUAUGAGUAUUAUAUCGCUGGUCAAAUUAGAUAAAUCAAAAACUCUAUCGUUACAAACUUUUAAAGAUAUACAGAAACAACAAUGUUCGACAGCGUUAACUCAACUUAAUCAACUACGAGAGAAUGUCAUAGAUAUCGUCUGGCAAUCAUGUGCUGCAGUAGCAGAAAUGGAAGGUGUACAGACCGGAAUUCGACCAACGAGUGAGAAGAGAGUGAGAAUAGAAGAUCCGUUCGUCACGUCAUCGGCCAUCUAUUAUUUACGUAAUUCUAAAUAUAGACUGAGAUUAAAUCUGGGAAAAGAUCCUGUUAUUGACCCCAAGAAAUCAGGAGUAAAUAAAGACAAACCUUUGUAUGCAGAAAUAGCAAAAUGGCGGAAGAUUUUAGCGAGAAUGGCAUCGUUUUUGCAAUCGGUGGAUUAUCUACUGAUGGAUUUAUUGCGAUGUUUGGUCAAAUCUGCUGUAAAACAAUUAUUGGAUCAGUUUGUUGUUUCGUAUCAUGCACAUGACGACGAGGACCAACCUGAUGAAGUGGGAUCUGUAGCGGGAUCUGAUUCAUCAUUAUCAAACAGAAGUUCUUAUUCAUAUAGACCAUAUAAACCCCAAAAUAACAGGUACUUGUAUAUAAACUCAUUCAUAUAG
Patella vulgata (common limpet) is the source of this 1260-nucleotide messenger RNA. RefSeq lists its product as uncharacterized. The record is from RefSeq and is a predicted model, not a curated record. The transcript is spliced from 9 exons. Bases 1 to 1260 code for a protein of 419 amino acids. NCBI's taxonomy places the organism in Eukaryota, Metazoa, Mollusca, Gastropoda, Patellidae.